AUGGCCACCGACAACAAGCAACCUCAUGAAUAUCCGUACCCGUCAUGGUACCACUCGCUGCACGCCUACAGUCGUGCCUCCGAUGACUUGCGGCGUCAAGCCGAGCUAAUGCGACAACGCGGCAAAGCCAUUCGCAUUGAAAGUGAUGCACUUGCAAAGUACUACCAACUGGACGUAAAUAACCGCUUGCGCAACCGCAUCCAAUGCAACCGCGAGUGGGUGCAUAUGUUGCGUGACCUGCUGAACGCGAUUAUUUCAGUGACGCAAACUCUGGGUGACAUUAAGAUCCAGGCAGACCAAUUCCUUGCCAACUUGAAUGACGCAAUGACCGUCAAUUUGGAGUCACUUACGCAUCGAGACACUCGACGUGAUGGUGAUUACGUACUUGAUGAUGUACAGGAAUAUCUUGGCAGGAAGGAGAUACGAGAUGAGUUACAAGGCAUAAUCGAUGACGCAGUUGUGCAUCUGAAGGCGUUGGUCGCUAUUCGCAGAGAGGCAGAAGAGGCCAUUGCCAAUAAAAAAGAGACCAUUGAAAUCGAUGUGGGUGUCCAUAACGCCAACGAAAAGUCUGCCAACAUUGGCUUUAAGCCCUUCCGUACACGUAAUGUUAGCAAUUACCUGGAGCUGCAGACAUAUGAGGAUCUUUUCCGCGAUCUUCUGAGUCGAGGUGAAGAUUGUGUUGCCAAGGGUCGGGCAUUGUGCGAGCAGCUCUAUGAUGCCCUGAACAGAGCGUCUAAUAGGCUGGGACAAAAGGCGGAGGAUGUGUCACAACGUCUACGACGACGCAUCUUUGAGACAAGCUCGGCUUUGCGCGAACUACGCUAUCAGCAAGUGGAGCUAGAGAGGAUGAAAGAGAAGCUGCUAAUGGAUAUUGCCGAGUGGCAGUCGUCACGAGCCUCCAAAGUGGCGCAGCAGAAGUUGUCGGAGACACGCACCGAAGAGCGCACUAAACGUCCAGGUCUGGAAAACGCUAAGGAUGCCGUUUACUAUGGCCUCAACGAGGAGCACAGUCAUCUGAUUGAGGCCAUUGAUGCACUGGAUGAACAAAUUGUCAAGGCUAGGCACGUUUUUGUUUUGCCUUAUCAACGAAUUAAUGGUAACUUUGUGGAUGGACUUCGAUGA
Echinococcus granulosus is the source of this 1122-nucleotide messenger RNA. RefSeq names its product Tektin-2. Bases 1 to 1122 code for a protein of 373 amino acids. The record is from RefSeq and is a predicted model, not a curated record. Gene Ontology annotation, biological process: cilium movement involved in cell motility; cilium assembly. Gene Ontology annotation, cellular component: microtubule cytoskeleton; nucleus. The transcript has 5 exons. Lineage: Eukaryota; Metazoa; Platyhelminthes; Cestoda; Cyclophyllidea; Taeniidae.